Molecule: messenger RNA, 4183 nt
Organism: Pectinophora gossypiella (pink bollworm)
Lineage: Eukaryota; Metazoa; Arthropoda; Insecta; Lepidoptera; Gelechiidae
Gene: MCU
Product: calcium uniporter protein, mitochondrial
Exons: 9
Coding region: 9-1211 (400 amino acids)
Biological process (GO): calcium import into the mitochondrion; mitochondrial calcium ion homeostasis
Cellular component (GO): uniplex complex; mitochondrial inner membrane
Molecular function (GO): calcium channel activity; uniporter activity
Source: RefSeq, a predicted model, not a curated record
ACCGGUGGAUGUGCGCUAUUGCUAUACCUACUUUUUUAUACAUACGUAGUGUAAAGAUGGCGUCGACGGUGUGUGUUUCUAGGUGCCGACUUUUAGCAAAAUUAGAAAUAAAUCGUGGUUUGUGUUUAUCACCGAUUUUUAGGGAUUUGUCAAAUAGCAGGGAGUCAUGGUGUCGAAGGUGGCGGCCAACGCGCCGCUGCUUCUUCACAAGCGUAUGCGCACACGGAUCCAAGUCGACGGGAAAAGUCGAGCACGAAAAAUCUGAUGGUUCGCGUUUGACCCCAAUUAUUUCACCUGAAGAAGUGACGGUGACUUACCGGCGUGGUCUACCAGUGAUCACGAUACCGCUGCCGUCGCGUCGCGAGAAAUGCCGGUUCACGCUGCGACCAGUCUCGCAGACCGUCGGAGACCUGCUUGAACAGUUGAAAGCGGAGGAUCGCGGCGUGGAGCGCGCGGCGGCGAUGGCAGCCGACGAGCGCGUGCGCAUCGCCGCAAGCGACACGGUGGAGGCGCUGCUCGAGCACGACUUCCGGCUCAUUAUCAACGAUACGGAGUACUACGUCAAGAGUCCGGCGCAGGAAAGGCUGAGCGCCGAGGAAGUGACGCGACUGAGCGACGUCCGCAACCUGGUCAACCAGUUGUACGAGGCUCUCAACGUGAGGGAACACCAGAUUCGCAAGGAGCGCGAGAUCAGGGCGCAGUUAGAGAAACUGUCUGCGGAGCUGCAGCCGCUUGAAGAGAAACGUAUGUCGCUAGAAAUGGAGACGACACGCAGGACGUCUGCUCUAACUUGGAUCGGGCUGGGUCUUAUGGGCGUGCAGUUUGGGGUCCUGGCUCGACUGACGUGGUGGGAGUACUCCUGGGACAUCAUGGAGCCAGUGACGUACUUUGUGACCUAUGGCACCGCGAUGGCUGCGUAUGCUUACUUCGUGCUGACGAAACAGGAGUACGUGUUACCCGACGUGAAGGACCGCCAGCAUUUACUGACUCUGCACAAGAAGGCAAAAAAGAUCGGAUUGGAUAUCAACCAAUAUAACCAUCUGAAGGAUCAGGUAAACAAAUUGGAAAAAGACCUGCACCGUCUGCACGAUCCUCUUCAGAUUCACCUGCCAACUUCCUACGUAGAGAAACUCAAAGAAGACAAGCGUUCCCCUCUCUCCAAGAUUAAGGACAUGCUAGAAGAAACGGGAAAGAAGAUGAAGAUCACGUAAUAUUGGCUGUCCCUCCGCCGCCGCGACUGGUAGGCGAACAACGGUUGUUUAAUACAAUGUACACACUUGGACGAAUAUUUUUGAGGUUAUGUUCGGAGUUCGCGGAAAAUGUUGAAUCGGGUUUGAAUUAUUUUUGAUUUAGAAAGAGAAUUUUUUGAAAGACUGAUUUUGAAAUGAUUUAUUUUUGCUUAAAAUCAGCUCUAGAUGGUUGUUUGUGUAAACAACCUACUGUAGACGUAAACCGCUACGCGCACGCUAUCGUCAGUUGUCGAAUGCUUGUUUCUAGCGUAGAAAGAAACAAAACUGUGUCCACAAAACGGCAACGUUGCAUUUGCCAACCGUCAUCUUGGUCCUUGAAUCGUCAUGCAUUUACCUUGCGAGACGUUGCCGUUCCGUGGAUAUAAGGUUACAAGUGAGUGUAAGAUAUUUUUGAGGUUAUGGGUGAUAAAAUGGAAGCUGAUUUACGAUUAAGUUCUCAGAAUAUACUCGAAGAAUAAAUCAAGUAACUUCUAAAUAAGCUAUUUUCCAGUCUUCUCAAAUCAAAAAGUUCAUAAUAUUCUUAAUCAGUCUAAAUCAUCUUAAAAUAUAAUUAUACAAAAUGAUACGUAAACUUAAAAAUAAGUAAUAACUUAACAAAUUUCUCCGUAUAAAAUAUUCGUCCAAGAAUUUAAUAAAAUGUAGCUUGUUAUUAUAUGACGGACGUUGCACUUUUCUCUGAUUUAAAGUUAACUGUUACGAAGUAAUUUUUUGAAUAUGUCUUAAACUGUAGCCUUUUUACAUUUUUAAAUUUUACUUACGAUCAUUCUAUUUAUUUAUUAGUUUCGAUUUUGAAUCCGAAAGCUGGCGGCUCUAAAUUAUCAAAAAUAUACAUUGUGUGUUGCAUCGUUUUGUUUAGGUAUAUCAAAAUUUGCAGCACAAUGUAUACCCAGCUUAAGAUUCAUAAACUAAAGCCGUAGUAUUGUAGUAAGUACCAGCAUUUAUGUAGUCUUGCCAUACGUAAGUAAAAUUUAAUUUGUAAAAAGGAUUUGCCAAAGUCUGAUAACACUGCUAUACGGUUAGCUUGUGUAGCAAGAACUGUUCUAGACUUAAAAAAAAAGUUUGAAAUGCCGUGUUCUUAACCUAAACAAACUAAUAACUAACCUAAAAAUAUCCAAAAAGUAUGAAAAUUUAGUCAUUUUCCAAAAAAGUUUUUUCGAAUUUAUAUUACUUACUUACAACUAUAUUAUUGGCAUUUCUCCUUUUUGGAAACUAGGAAAUAUAAAUUUAGCACGUAUUUAUGUUACCAUUACUAGCAAAUGAAUACUUGGGACUUAAAAAAGUACAAGUUGCGAUCGUCACCUUAUAUAUUCUAGCUUAAUACGGCUCUAGUAAAAUAUAUUACGUUUGUUUAGGAAAAUGUGGCUUCUUUUAUAGUUUUAAUUAAUUAAUGUUUUUGAAAACAUGCUCAGUAUAGUUUCCUAUAAAAUUUAAGACGUGUGAAAUUUAAUUUUAGUGACUAACUAAAUAGUUACCGCACAACUAAUCAGUCAAUCAUAUAAAACAAAUUCUUACGUCGGUAUAUCUAAUUUUCUGUGCCAAUUUCGGUUUUGAAGGUUGAUAUUUAAGUACGUUAUAGUCAAACUAUCGAACGCAUUAUUCUGCCAAAUCUAUAUUCAGACACUCAAUUGCAAAAAUAAAAUGACCUCAUGCACACGCAAAUAGUAUAUUUCUCAAUAAUUCACUUUUAAAUUUUAAUUACUCAUUUAUACCAAUUUAUCGAACUGGUACUUUGUAACGUGACUUUAAAAACAUAAUAUAAACCCUCCUUUUCGCUUCGCCAUAGUAAAAAGGGGAAAUCACUAUCAUUGUAAAGAUAUCUCUGCGGACUCUACCAAAAAAUAUUUGUAUCUCGGGCACUGACUGAGACCUAAAAACAGCCUGGGCAUUUAACUGACGAACAGACAUCUAUAUGGGAGGAUGAUUAUAAACCAGGUGGCCUUUGCGGGAUCUACCACCGCUGGUGGGUUAGUUCAGCUGUCACCACAAGCCACCAGUGGUUUAGGGUGGACCGCAAUGGGGUAGACCAAUACCACUCCAAAGAUGGCGAUCGGCCUUCUAGGCGCCCGGCUUAUUGGCCAUUUACCCGAUCUGCCCUAUGGCUAGUCCGGGCCUGUAUAUUUCAACCUUCAAAAAAGAAUUAAGCCAAAACAAAUAGUCGAACGUACACUGUAAGUAUCCACCGGCAAACAAAAAUAUCUCUUGAUCCUUUGAGAGCAAGGCAAGAUUUGGAUCAUCAGAUCAUCACGGUAAUAUAAGUAGUAAAUGUUCUAGUCUCUACUAAUUAUAUUCUGUUUUAUUGACGACAUAUGAUUAAGGAAGUAACGAUAAGCGCGUAAAUGUCUACGAGGAUGAUCUAUAUUGAUGGUUUUACCAUUCAAAUGUGUUGUAAACAUGGUCCUCCUUAUCGCAUCUGACAACCGACUAUGGUCCUUGUUUAAAAAGACAUGCGAUAGAUAACAAUAUUCAUUGCACAUGGACAAACCUUUUGACCUUAGUGCCACUACUGAAUGCCGUCUAUUCUGUAAGUGGGACUAACAGUUCUUAUUCUGGAGUAAGAACUAACUCAAUUUAGAAGUUCUUCCAGAAAAGGAACUGUAAUUGAUUAUCGUUACUUUAUUAUCAUGUAUAACUAUUAGCUAAGGAGAUAAACUGUGCAUUAUUGUUAAUUUGUAAUAAUUGUAGAAAAAUAUGAAAUAUUUAAUAUAAUAAGUUCAAAGAGCACAAAACUUGUGAGUAAAUUUUGGUCAUUAUAAAGUAAAAUUUGCACAAAAAUAGGAUUUAAGCUAUGGUGCUUGCAGAUUAAAUUUUUCUAUAAAUUAUUUUACUGUUCGAAAGCUUUUAGUGAUAAAUUGAGUUUUAAUUAAAUCGAAUAUUAUGUUAAGGAGAAUUUUGCUGAAAUGUUGAUUUAUUAUUAAAAUUGAAUUGAAUUUUUA